UGCUAUGUAAAAAUAGUUAAUUUCCUAAAAUGUAUUAAAAACAUGCAUAUAACAUGUUUAGAAGUGUUUCUCGAGUUGUUUCUCUCGAGUAUCAUCACCUGGGCAAAACAGGAAGUUUCGGGUUAGCUGCCUAUUGCUCAGAACAGCCAGGUACACACCCGCAGAAACUUGAAUCUACCCGGAAGACUUCGCUCUCUCCAGUCACACAGAUAAACGCCCUCGCCAGGUUUGUAUUUUCCGUGUGUGUGCGGGUGUACCUGCAAAUCACCUGCAGUCGACAACAAACAGCCGCAGUUAUUUAGGAAACAAAGGCCUUUCGCCGGAAUUUACCAGGAGCAGCCAGAAAGUAAGAAACGGAAAAGGACAAAAGUACACUCCGGCCCAGGUUUCCUCCUCCCGGGAACUAACAGAUAUCGAACAGACAUGGAUCCAUUGGAUUCCGGCAUGCGAUACACCCCAAAACCUCAGGGUAGGGACUGGGACUCCUCCGUCCAGUUCCUCCCAGCGUCCGACUCCAGGAAGAUGGAGAAGAAGAAGGGGCCGGGGAAGGUGGGGGCGAUCAUCGGCCUGGUGAUCUUCGCUGCGAUCGUUGCGCUCAUGACCGGGCUGCUGGUGUGGCAUUUCCACUUUCGUAAGGAGAUGAAGAUAAAGAAGAUGUACGGUGGCUCUAUGAGAAUCACCAACCAGGCGUUCAACAAUGCCUACGAGAAUCCCAACAGCACAGAGUUCAAAGCGCUAGCCAAGGAGACGGUUCGCCAGCUGAAAACCGUCUACUCCAAAAUACCGCAGCUCUCCAAAUAUUACGUUACUUCCAAAGUGCAAGCUUUCAGUGAAGGCAGUGUGAUCGCCUACUACCUGUCGGAAUUCAACGUGCCGUCGGCGCAGGUGUCCGCUGUGGACACCGCCAUCCUGUCCCUGGAUAAGUUCGUGGACCAGCAGCAGGGCCGCAUGCGAUCGUCAGGGAAGGACCAGCUACACCUGGACCACGUGGAGGCCAGAGCCCUCGAUCAGCGAAUGUUCCUGUCCAGUUUCAAAGCCUUUUACCUGUAUAACUACCAUGUCAAGGGGGGGCAGGUUGGGACCCUGGAGUCUCCCGGGUUCCCAGACUACCCCUACAACCCAGACACCUUCGGGCAGUGGCUGAUUCGGGCCGACCCGGGCAACGUGGUCAGGCUGGAGUUCGACACCUUCAACCUGGAGGAGGACUGCGCAAAGGACUUCGUCAAGGUGUACGACUCGCUGAUCCCCAUCGAGAGCCGGCUCAUGGCGGAGGAAUGCGGGCACUACGCUCCCAAUGAGCCCCUGGUAUUCACCUCCUCGAGCAACGUGAUGCUGAUCACUCUGGUCACCGACGACAGCAACGAGUUCCCCGGCUUCCUGGCUCACUUCUCUCAGAUGCCCGCCACCCGAAACAAAGAGUGCGGUGGCCAACUGGCAGGACCGAGAGGCAACUUCACGUCUCCCAACUACCCCGCCUACUAUCCUCCCGGGGUCACCUGCGUGUGGAACAUUAAGGUCGCUGCGAACAAACAGGUGAGGCUGUCGCUCCGGGAGCUUCUGAUGGCAGAACCCGGCCAGGGCACCGGUAGCUGCACCAAGGACUACGUGGAUGUCGACGGGAAGAAGUUCUGUGGAGAACAGAAGGCCAUCACAGUCACCAGUAAGAAGAACGAGAUGAAGGUCACGCUUUCUUCUGACACUUCCUACGUGGACCAUGGCUUCUUUGCCAAGUACGAGGCAGUCGACCCCUCUGACCCCUGCCCGGGGAAGUUCCAGUGCGACAACACCCGCUGUAUCAAAGAGGAACUGGAGUGUGACGGCUGGAACGACUGCGGCGACAACAGCGACGAGAGAAACUGCAAAUGCACGGACAGUCAGAUCCGGUGUAAGAACACCCUGUGCAAGCCCAGAUUCUGGCAGUGCGAUGGCGUCAACGACUGCGGGGACAACACCGACGAGCAGGGCUGCGGUUGCGGCGCUGGAGAGAUCACCUGCAAGAACGGAAAGUGCGUCUCCGAGAAGAAGAAGUGCGACAAGCGUGACGACUGCGGGGACGGCUCGGAUGAGCUGGACUGUCCGGAAAUUGCCCAGGUGACCUGCACAGAGUACACUUACCGCUGCAAAAAUGGAAAGUGCAUCAACAAGCUGAACUGUGAGUGCGACGGGGAAAAUGACUGCGAGGACGAAUCCGACGAGGCAGACUGCGACUGCGGGAAGCAGCCGUACAGGUCCCAGCGCAUCGUGGGCGGGCAGAACGCCGAGGUGGGCGAGUGGCCCUGGCAGGUCAGUCUCCACGUCAAAAACUCCGGGCACGUCUGCGGCGCGUCCCUCAUCAACGACCGCUGGCUGGUGACGGCCGCCCACUGCGUGCAGGACAGCGCCAAAGUCAAGUACUCGCAGCCAGGUACGUGGGAGGCCUACCUGGGCCUGCACAAGCAAGGAGAGAUGGAAAAGACGACGGAGAAGAGGAACAUCAAGCGCGUCAUCCCCCACCCGUACUACAACUCCUACACCUUCGACAACGACAUCGCCCUCAUGGAGCUGGCCAGCCCCGUUACCCUCGGCCAGAGCAUCAAACCCGUCUGCCUGCCCAGCGACUCGCACGACUUCCCCGCCGGCAAGAACGUCUGGAUCACAGGGUGGGGAGCCACCCGGGAAGGCGGCUACGGAGCGCCAGUGCUGCAGAAGGCGGAGGUGCGGAUCAUUAACGACACCAUUUGCAACAGCCUGAUGGCCGGGCAGAUCACCUCGCGCAUGCUGUGCGCUGGUGUUCUCAGCGGAGGGGUGGACGCGUGCCAGGGUGAUUCCGGCGGCCCGCUUUCGGCUAAAGACGUGAACAGCGGGCGCGUGUUCCUGGCGGGGGUGGUGAGCUGGGGCGACGGCUGUGCCCGUAGGAACAAGCCCGGGAUCUACACACGGGUCACCAAGUUCCGCGCCUGGAUUAAGGAGAACACGGGCGUCUAGUGUCCGGAAAGGGGGGGGGGGGGGGUAUUGGGGUGGACAGACAGAUGGAUGGACACCUGCUCUGGUUGGAAGCAAAGACCCUGGAUCCUGGUUAAUUCAAGAUGAUUCACUUCAGAUCUUACUGCCUACCCUGUGGCAUUGUGUACACCCCCCCCCCUCCGAGCCUCACUACGGCCCAGAACCAAGAGCAAUGGGACUUCGGUUUGCACUCCCAUCCCUCAAAACUGUGCCACGAUUCAGUUAACAUGUGGACCCCCCCCCCCCAACCCAAACUACAGACUGUUGUCAAAACACAAACCUUUUUUAAUUUGAAUUCCGAAUGAAAUCAAUUGUCUGUUUUUUUGUGUCCGUGCGUGCGUGUGAUUAUGUAUGUAUGUAAAUGUGUGCGUGUGUGCAUUUUCUAAAAAUUUGUUUUAUGGUGGGGUUGUUACAGAUUUAAGAUGUGUAAAUAAAUGUUUUAUUUUAUCUUUUAAAUGUUCUGUUUUAUAACUGCUUUAUAGUUUAUCUGCCGAGUGAUGUUGAUUCCGCAUGUUUGGACAUGGGAAAAAGUGCUCUGUCACGGUGGUGAAGGGACAUUGUAUCCUCUACUUCUUGCCUGUAGCGUGUGGCACAGCGCGACUGCAACAAUCACCGUUGGUCCAAAGCCAGUCGUUCACUCGCUCUGGAAACCGAUGUACUUAUUUUUGUAAUGACGGUGCAACUUUUUACAAAGGAGAAAUUUAUUUUUUAUUUUUUGUUACUCCGGCUUUGAGGACCAGUGCUUCUUGACUGUGAAUCAAAUUCUUACACCUCCUUUUCUGCCCUGUCGAGUGUUUGAAUGUCUGUCAAGUUCACCGUACCAUUUAUCACCAGGGAAUCCAUAUCUAGGUGAAUGGAACAGGGGCAUUUCUGCGAUAUGUGAAUGUUUUUUUUUCUCCGAAAAACCUGAUGAAAUGCUGAUGUGUGUAUGUAUGGAAUUCAUUCCAAAGCCGUAACAAAUUAAUGAAUUUCAAACUGUUAACACUUCAUUAAACGCCCACAUCUGGUUAAUGACUCAAUCAGGAGACCAAGCACCAAGGUGUGUGAGAGACUGA
Messenger RNA from Anguilla rostrata (American eel), 4037 nucleotides. RefSeq names its product ST14 transmembrane serine protease matriptase a (gene st14a). Gene Ontology annotation, cellular component: membrane. Gene Ontology annotation, molecular function: protein binding; serine-type endopeptidase activity. The transcript has 20 exons. Gene Ontology annotation, biological process: proteolysis; acrosome reaction. Bases 424 to 2964 code for a protein of 846 amino acids. The record is from RefSeq and is a predicted model, not a curated record. Lineage: Eukaryota; Metazoa; Chordata; Actinopteri; Anguilliformes; Anguillidae.